Molecule: messenger RNA, 10948 nt
Organism: Chinchilla lanigera (long-tailed chinchilla)
Lineage: Eukaryota; Metazoa; Chordata; Mammalia; Rodentia; Chinchillidae
Gene: Plxdc2
Product: plexin domain containing 2
Exons: 14
Coding region: 100-1686 (528 amino acids)
Source: RefSeq, a predicted model, not a curated record
AUUUCCGCAGGGCUCGGCUACGUCUCCCCCAGCCGCACCGUGCGCCCGGGACGCCGGGGAAGGAUUGGCAGGACGCAGGAGGGAGGUCGAGGCAGAGGCAUGGCGAGGUUUCCGAGGGCCGACCUGGCCGCUGCAGGAGUUGUGUUACUUUGUCACUUUUUAACCGACGGCUUUCAGUUCGCCGAAGGGAAGCCUGGAAACCGAGUCAAAGAGUGGAGGUAUGAAGUGGCUCAGGCCUCCUCUCCAACAGAAGAGGACGUGGAAGUGGAUUCACACGUGUACGGCCACAGGUGGAAAAGGAGUUUGGAGACUCUUAAGGCAGUGGACACAAACCGAGCCAGCAUGGGCCAAGACUCUCCAGAUCCCAGAGGCUUCACCGACCUGGUGCUGGAUGAUGGGCAGGACAACGCCACCCAGAUCGAGGAGGAUACAGAUCACAAUUAUUACAUAUCUCGGAUAUAUGGGCCAUCUGAUUCUGCCAGCCGGGAUUUGUGGGUGAAUAUUGACCAAAUGGAAAAGGACAAAGUGAAGAUUCAUGGAAUAUUGUCCAAUACUCAUCGGCAAGCUGCAAGAGUGAAUCUGUCCUUCGAUUUUCCAUUUUAUGGCCAUUUCCUUCGUGAAAUCACUGUGGCUACUGGGGGUUUCAUAUACACUGGAGAAGUUGUGCAUCGAAUGUUAACAGCCACACAGUACAUUGCACCUCUAAUGGCAAAUUUUGAUCCCAGCGUAUCCAGAAAUUCAACAGUCAGAUACUUUGAUAAUGGGACAGCCCUGGUUGUCCAGUGGGACCAUGUACAUCUCCAGGAUAAUUACAACUUGGGAAGCUUUACAUUCCAGGCAACUCUCCUUAUAGACGGACGCAUCAUCUUCGGAUACAAAGAAAUUCCUGUCUUGGUCACAGAGAUAAGUUCAACCAAUCAUCCAGUGAAAGUGGGGCUGUCUGAUGCAUUUGUCGUUGUCCACAGGAUCCAACAAAUUCCCAAUGUUCGAAGAAGAACAAUUUAUGAAUACCACCGAGUAGAGCUACAGAUGUCAAAAAUUACCAACAUUUCUGCUGUGGAGAUGACCCCAUUACCUACUUGUCUCCAGUUCAACAGUUGUGGCCCUUGUGUGUCCUCUCAGAUUGGCUUCAACUGCAGCUGGUGUAGUAAACUUCAAAGAUGUUCCAGUGGAUUUGAUCGCCAUCGGCAGGAUUGGGUGGACAGUGGAUGCCCUGAAGAGUCAAAAGAGAAGAUGUGCGAGAACACAGAGUCAGUGGGAACUUCUCAAACCACCACAACCACCCACGUGACAACCACACAAUUCAGGGUCCUCACCACCACGAGAAGAGCAGCGACAUCCCAGCUGCCCACCAGUCUGCCCACAGAAGAUGAUACCAAGAUAGCACUACAUCUAAAAGAUAAUGGAGCCUCAACAGAUGACAGUGCAGCUGAGAAGAAAGGGGGGACCCUCCACGCUGGGCUCAUUGUUGGAAUCCUUAUCCUGAUCCUCAUUGUAGCAGCAGCUAUUCUGGUGACAGUCUACAUGUAUCACCAUCCAACGUCAGCAGCCAGCAUCUUCUUCAUUGAGAGACGCCCAAGCAGAUGGCCUGCAAUGAAGUUUCGAAGAGGUUCUGGACACCCUGCCUAUGCUGAAGUUGAACCAGUUGGAGAGAAAGAAGGUUUUAUUGUAUCAGAGCAGUGCUAAAAUUUCUAGGACAGAAUAGCACCAGUACUGGCUUACAGGUGUUAAGACUAAACUUUUGCCUAUAUCUUUAAGACACACACACACACACACACACACACACACACACACACACACGAGCCCCAAGCUGCUGUAGCCUGAAGAAGACAAGAUUUCUGGACAAGCCCAGCCCAGGAAGGGUAGAAGAAAAACUAAACCUUAAACAAGAUGCCAUUUACACUGAACAUAGAAUACUCUAGCGGGAUGGCAUCUGCAGUUCCCUCGGAACAUCUCUUGUGGACUUACCAGAAUGUGACAAGAUUGCAGUGCUUUCUGGCUUAGGUGCAGGGUUGAAAAGGGAUUGAGAAAAAUAAAUAAUAAUAAAGCUUUAGUUCACAGGGGAUCUACAGCUUUGGUUCAAACGUUCUUAUCUGAUGUCUCAAAGAUAUCCGUGUUCCCAAGCGGGAACCCUUUUCCUCGAAAGAACGGUGAUGAAUGUUUCCUGUGUGCUGAGAAGCGUAGCUCAUGUGGAGGCAAAACAAAACUCAAAACGAGAAACUUUUUGUCGUUUCCAAACAGAAGUGUGGCAAAAGGGUUUUGUUUUCCUGCUCUUGGUUCAUCUAUUCUGCCAAAUUCAUUACUUUAUGGGCUGAAUCUUUCCUCUGUACAUGAAGUUCAAACUAUGCCUGCCUCUUCCCGGGCAAUGAAUGCCUUUUCUAUGAGCUGUGACAUUUCCUGACUUUUAGCUAAGGAUUGGGAAGCGGGGAGUAGUCAGUGAGGCUUUCCAUUCCCCUGCCUCAGAAUAAAAGCUCUGUAUGGUUUUCAGAAGCAUUGCUUCCAUUUCCCCAGUGGGAAGUCCCAUGAAGCCACAGUUGCUCUUGGCUGAUGGAAACAAACGGAACUAAUACAAAGAAUUCCUUGAUUAUUUUUUGAGCCAAAUAGUAAAGGAUUUUCAUAUGGGGUUUUUCAAGUUUUUGCCAUUUCAGUACGAAAAGCCCAUUUCAUUGACGAUUCCUCUCUAAGAAGCCAUCCAAGUCAGUGUAUCCCUGGUGAUAAAAGAAUGAAUGGACCCUGCUGAAUCAUACAGUGAUUUUCUUUAAAGCACAUAGUAGUUACAUAAAUCUCUCUAUAUAUAUAAAUAUAUUUUUGUUUAUAACUAACACAAGGCAGGCUCUUGUGACUCUAAGAGUGCAUUUUGUCAUCUAGACAAAACAAAUGCAAGAUGCAUCUCUGCAUUACUCCCAUAGAGUUGUAAAAUAAUCCUUAAUAUUAGAAUAUUUUUAUGUCACUUAGCAAAAUGGUUAAAUUCAUUGCAAUGCCAUCAUUUUCCUGCCUAUUUGAUCCACUCCUUAGUGCAUAUCAACCCCUUCCCUCCCUGUCAAAAUGAAGUAGAUGCAACAAGCUCCUUAGAUGGAGCUGCCAUUUGCCCCGUAACCACAACCCAGAUUUUGAAAAUUCCCCAUGAGUGAAGAAAGGAAAGGCAUUGUUUGAGGAGGAAAGUAGUUAAUAUGUGUACUAAGCUCCUAAAGUUUAAAUUCAGGUACUAUGUAUACAAUUUCAUCAACAUCUUGACCCAUGGAACUUUUCUGUUCUGUGCCAUAUUGGUUCUUGUAAGACACAGUGUUCAACGUUUGCAGAUUCAAGUCUCAAACUACAGUCGUGUCUCCAAAGUAACAUUUUACUAACAGCUUGGCAUCUGCACACAAUGUCUGCAUUGGACGGCAUCGAUCCACUAACAAAGCACCACACAUGAUCAUCACAGGGGCCCGACAUAAGCGAGUGCUGUUUUCUGUCAACAUAUAUUUUGCUUUACAUUUUUAAGUAUCUGGUGAGAGUGGUAACCUUUCUUAACUGUUCAGUUAAUGGCAAAAAAAAAAAUAAUUGAAAAUCAAAGUGAUUUAAGGUUGUAAUGACAAUCUCUCUGCCAUAGCUACAUUCAGUUUAUAUGAAAUAUCCCAACUUAUUCUUUGGAGUAGUUUUGGUCAGAUAGCAAUAACCAAAUGACUUGCCAAUAUAACUGGUGCAACUGGUAUUCUAAAUAUACAUAAGGAACAUAUAGACGACUUCCUCUUAGGAUAAAAUGAUGCUUCUUUUGUGAGCUUUUGUGGUAGGUGUGGCUUCCAACAGCAGUUGACUGACAGUUAUAUAAAUAUCUUGCAUCUAUAUCUGACUCCUUCCAUAUUUCAAAUAUUAACGUUAUCUUUACACCCUUCGUAGCUUAUCUUUCAUGUUAAAUUCAAAAGAACUGAUAAUUCUGUUCAGUGAAUCAAGCCGAGUUACUCAAUGAACCAAAGAACCAAUUAACAGGAAAAAACUAGAAGUACAAAGGCUCAUAGUGUGUGGAGAAACUGCCCAGGAGAAUUCAAAAUUAAAAGCAAUGAGAAGUAUCUGCUGUAUGUGAGUCCUCUAAGUAACAAGGAGAAAAGUUUGCUAAAUCACUUUCUUUCAUGACAGUAUCAUUCUGUUUUUCACUCUACUUCUCAUUUGCUGGAAAGGAAGGGUAAACACAGUUUCUGGAAAUUUCAUAAUGGACAUCACAGCUUUGAAAUAUGUAUAUGUAAAUAUGUAUAGUAUUAGAGAGAAUGUAUGUGCACAUUACUCAAUAUGCCAUAAACAUAGAGAAUAAUAACAAUCUAAAAAUAAGAACAACAAAGGAACAAAACAAACUUACCUGGAGAAAUCAGGUAAAUGGUGCUAUAAAGGAAUUUAGUUGUUUCAUCCUAAUUUAUAAAAAAAUGAUAAUCAGCAAUUAGAUAAAGUUAUUCAAAAUCAUGACAAAUAUCUGAAGCCAACUAGAUGUCAUUCAUCAUAAUGAUGGUUUGUUGUGAAGGGUUUGGACCUUAGGAUAUACUUACAAAUACAAAAUAAGUAAUAAAGUACCUUUGACCACAAUUAUUAUUUUGGCUGGAGAUACCCAGGCUCAUCUCUUACAUGGAUUAUCUAGGGCUCUGUUAUCCAACCUUGUACCCACUAGCCACAUAUAGGUAGUAAUAUUAAAAUUAAUUUAAAUUAAAUACAAUUUAAGUAACCAAUAGUCUCAAGUGGCUGAUGACUGCCAUCUUGGUUGAACAACACAAGACACUCUUGUCACUGCAGAAAAUUCUUUUGGAAUGUAUUAUCGAAAUGUUUCUUUUAGUUCUCUGUCCUUAAGGAAAACAAGAGGAGAAAAAAGAGAGAACUCGGUAGCCCAUAUACAUGCCCAAGCAUUUGUUUAUCUUAGAAAGACUGCGUAGCAUAACAAAAAGAAUAUGAGCUGACAACAUUUUGUGUCUUCACUAUGUUAUUUUGGAAAAAUCACUUCAACCUCAUUCAGUGUCAACUGCAAUUUUGGAAAAUUAAAUAUUUUUGUCUUAUUUGCCUUGCCAGAUUACUGUGCAGAUUGACUAAAUGUAUAGCUGUAUAGUCUUUUGAGGCCUUAUAUCAAUGUAGUCCAUAUAAGCUCAUCCUUUGGUCCGGUGGCAUUGCAAAUUUGCAAUCAAAGGGAGAAUAGUCCAUAAAUGAAAAAAGCAAAGAUAAUUCAGUACAUUUCUUCAGCAAAUGUCAAAGGAGAAUUCGUUGAAACACAUACACACAGGAGAAUUGCUUUAAUUCCUUUUUUGCCCAUCUAAACAUUUCUUCUAAUAUUACAGAGGAAAUAUAAUGUCCCUAGUAUCUAUUGCUUGUAAAGCUAAAAGUUUUCUGGUAUUCAUUCUUGACUCAGACAUUUUAACUCUAUCAUAAGAAAUUAAUAUCUAUGACUACUUGAAAAAUAGAUCCUGUUGAUAUAUUUUCUCCCUCCUAUGAAAAGUUCUUUUACUUUGUAUUUCCUCAGGAACUUUCCUCUGGAAAGACUCUACAAUAUGCUCCACUAAUUCCAAAAAAUUUCCCUUGCUUUUACUUCCCUGUCCUCACCCUCAGUUCUAGCAUCAGCAUCUAUAUGCCAAAGUCAUGGGAAGUCAUUUCCCACAACCUGUGGUAGGGAUAAGACCACCAAGGCUUGAAGAGAUAUAGUAAUUCCUUAGUGUAAGAAUGAGGUCUUGAACUCCAUGCUCCUCGUUGCUCAUUUUUACUCCAACUCUUACUGCCUACAUCCUUUUGUCAGCAAUUAAGACCAACCAACACAGUCCCUCUCCAAACUAACUCUGUUCACUCCGUGAAUUAUCUGCUCUAAUCUGUCACAGGACACCCUAUCAUGCUGCUGUCUUAAGACUGCUGCUACCCCUGUAACCACCAGCAAAUUUAAGUUCUAGCUACUGCAAGAUCUUCACUUGGUUUGGCAUGUUCCCUCCCCCACCUCCUUAUCUGCGGCCCUCCAAGUUUGCACCACUGCUUAUCCUUGCCAUUUAAAAUUUGCCUUUGUUUCACGUCUUCCCAAAUGUACUUGAAAACUAAUACGCUCAUUCAAUCACACUUUUGAGUAGUUCUUUAAGCCAUUAGGACGUUAUUGCCCUAAGAGGUUCUUGAGAGCAGUUACGGAGAGGUCAGUGGUAUUACCUAUUAUACACUCACAUUACCUUGUGUUUAUAAAGCACUUUACAUUUUACAGCGCACUUUGAUCCAUCCUCUUCUGUUCACUCAAUGACUACUUCACUUAACUAUGUACUGAGCACCUACUAGGACCAAGUUACUGCGCUACAUCUUGUAUUCAGUGACAAUUACAAAUAGCGAGAGAAUCCAGCUAUGUAAACUGAUUUUUAAAACACAAUGAAAUUGUCAAACGCAACUUUGCAAGUACAAAGGAUCUGUAUUACGCUAAAUUUUCCACUUCAAAAAUGCUAAAGUAUUUGUUCUGGACAAUGUUUAUGAAAUAUAACACACCAUGGCACCUGUGUGCCAUUUGCUGUAUUUCAAAAGAUCUGUUGAUUUCAAGUAUAAGAAAAAAAAGUUACUCAAAGGCGUCCCUGAUGCAGAAAACUUUCAAGUUCACUUGCCUUCUUUCUAAGCAGGUGCAGUAGUUGAAGUUUUACUUUCCUGCACCAGUAUUCUUUCUGUGGAUUUUGAGUAGUGAGCCUCACUAUUUUAAGGCCCUCAGAAGCACCAGUUUAUCAAAGAAGCAUUUGCACUUUAGGUGUGUAUGAUUGUUAACAUCAUUUAUCAGACCAUCUCAGGUUUUCUCAAACAGCACUAUUGACAUUUUUGGCCUGAUAAUUCUUUGUUUGGAGUGGAGGAAGUGGUUCUCUAUACUGUAGCAGAUUUGGUAGCUUUUAUGGCUUUCAUUGACUGGACAGUAGCACACAUAUCCUCUCUUGUUCUGACAACUGAAGAAGUCUUCAGACACUGCCAACGUCCCUUUGAAUGGAAAGGAUAGGAGAGGUUGACCAAACCCACCGCUGGAUAAAACCACUAUGCCAAAAGGAGCCAAAAGAAUUUUUCAUUCUGUUGUCAUUUAAUUGUCACGAUAGGUAGCUUUUUGUAUAACAAGACUUGAAAUUAUAAACUCUUAGAAUUAUUAGAAGAGACUGCAAAGCCCGUACACAACCACAACCCCAAAUCAUCUUUACCUAUAUGUUGAUUUCUCCACCUACAAAUUUAUGGACAGGAGAGUGGAAGAUUGAUUGUCUCUAGGAACUUAGAAAUUGGCUUUUGCAUAUUUAGGGAUGAGGCCUUUUGGUAAUUCUGCUUUGCUACUACACUCACCCUGGCAGCAGUUUGUGCAUCCUUUGCUGGGACUCGACACUAAAGUCACACAGCUUCAGCAUCUCAGAUUUGCUUUGGGGAGUUAUGUUUGCCAUUGCACACAUUAUAAAAUUUUGUUUCUUAGUCUUUGCCUCACUGUACAUAGAAGUUGAAGCUGAGUACAUCUAAUUUUAAGUCUUCCUGAAUGCUGUAUUUGUAUCUUUAAUUCUUGCAAUUUUUCUUAUUCACAUCACCAGAAUAUUCUCUUUUAUGAUCCAGUCAGUUUUGCGCUUAAAGCAGUUGUGGUAAUACUGAUUUAUUUCAUUGUUUUUCUAUGGGAAAAAAAUUGACUAUCCUAAGUAACUGAAAAUUGUAAUGCAGAGUUGGAAUACUUAAACUACCAAGCCAAAGUACAUACUCAUUUGAUGUGCCUUAUGUCAGUUUUCCUGUAGGGCCGGUGAUUUCUUAUGGAUAACUCUGAAUCCAAUUAGUUUGUACUUGGGUCUGUUUUUUUGCACUGAUUGAAAAACCUUAUGAAGUUAAUCAAAGACAGCCCCUUAAAAAUAUCCCCAAAUCAACAGCAAACUCCCAACUGGAAUAUCAGGCCUCCAUUUAUUCCUUUGCUAAGACCAACUCAGAUUUUAAAAGCAUUCAUAAUUAUUUACUACAAAUUUACUAAUAUGGAUACAAAUUGAAAACAUUAAUCACAAAGUCUGUGACUAUAGCAUAUUACAAAGUACACCCAGGGAAAGUUCUUGUAAGACAGUCAUGGAAAUCAGAAAAGUUCAACUGAGGAGACCCCCCACAUGUUUGUAUAAUUUUCUACUCUACUCACUCUCACAUCAACCUAUUUGGUAUUAUGUCUUAAAGUUUUAAGUAAGCUGAUCCUUUAGAUGCAUCUUUGGAUUGGAUCUGCCUAAUUAUUGCCUGGAAUAAUUUUUAUGCCAUCCAGGGCCCAUUGCUCUUCAAAUGGUUGUUACAGAGAAGCAAAAUGGUAACUCUUAAAGUAAAAGCACAUAAUUUCUUAAGUCUGAUUUUCCAUUGUAAGUUGAUAGAACACAUUAUCAUUGGCUUCUUAAUAGAUUUUUAUAAGUAAUCAAAGAAUGACCAGAAAAGUAAACUGCUCAAAACUUAUUAUUUUAUAUCAGUUUCUAGUUAAUUCUUCACAAUGAAAGAUUCUAUGUUAGUUUUUUACCAGAAUAAAAGGCUGGAAAAAAUUAAGUGCCAACCACAAGCUGGUUCCCAUCUUUAUCUGACUUAUAAUUUUACUAACAUUUAAGAAUUACUCAAGUUUUUUUCUCCUGGUAGAAUAAAGUUUAAAAAAAAUAACUUGUCAGAUAGUGAUUUUACAUUCACUUUUAUUCUAGUUUAAAAAUUUCAAUGACUUCCAUCUGUCCCUCCAAGAUUUGGAUUUUUAACAACAGUCUCUCUUUUACUUGGCAUUAAAAAUACAUAUAUUCAUGACUUCACUAAAGUAUCAGAACUGAUCACACAGCUGUAAACUUUUCAUACCUGUCAAAUAAAUCCAUAGCAUGAACUAAUCUUAGAAGUUUGAUGUAUUGCAGGUGAUGUAAACAUAGUGGUGGGUGAAAAAGUUGAUUUGUUGAAAAAAUAAAGCACUAAAUGUACUAUUGGGUAGAGUUUUUAACUUCUUCAGAAUAUUCAGUGAGGAUCAGCUCAGAUUUAGGUUGCUUGGACACGCAAGUACUGGAGCACAGGUUCUCCAAAAGAUGCUAAGAGACACGUGACAUGUGGCACAGCAUGUGUCCAAUUAGUCUAUAACAAAAAAAAAAAAAUAGUCUAUAACCCAGCCACUCCACCUCUUCUAUGAAACCAGUCUUGAUGCCACUGAGGCCCUUAAUCUAGAGAUCUGGGUUACUUAUUAUUUUCAAAAAGAAACUUACCAUUUAUUUCCCUUUAACUUAAAAAAGGCAUUAUCAUAUUCUUUGGUUUCCUUUACCAGAGACCACGAGCCAACCAACCCCAAAAAGGCAACAAAAUAAAAUAAAAUAAGAUUAAUUUUCCCAAGGGAUAGAUAAGAAAGAACACUUUCAUCUGUCAGCCCAGAGCUGCAUCUCUGUGAAGUUUGAUGAUCUCAGGAUCCGGGCCACAGCGCCAUUGUCUAGACAUUGCGGUGGUGUCUGCACAGCCGUUUGUAAAAUGGUUUGAACAAAAACAUGCUCAGAUUGUCAUAUUCGGAGCAGGAGGUAAAAAAAAAUCAAAUGUCUUCCAUACUCCUCUGAAAAGAACAUUAAGAGAAAUCAAAGCUUCUCCUUGCCAAGAAAUGUUAAAAUCAUUUUAGGAAAAUCAAUUAAGUGUCUGUAGACACAGACAUCUAUCUUGUGUACACUGUAACUCGGUCUUUCUCGGCGUCCUCGCCUAGAAGUGGCGGGAGUCUUUUCAUUGGCUGGUCAAAACAAGUAUCUCAUUUGCCUGAUUUGAGGCAUUUGGACAGCGCCUGGGAAGUACAUUAAUUCCACUAGAAAAAAGAGACAGUCUUUUUCGCAUGCCAGCCGAGAUCAUGGGAACUUCAAAUGCCAAGAAUGUAGUGCUGUUUCUGGUAAUUCUGCUUGCAGUCAUUUCAGAUGUUGGAGGCUGAAAAAGCUGAGCAACCAGGGAGGUGUUGGGGGGAGGGGUGCCGUCCCUGCUUUCUGCCAGUUGCACUAUUGCACAGAAUAUUCGUAAUGUGUUUGGAAGUGCAUAUAAUUGUACUCUUUGUCAGAAUUACAAAGCUCACUGUGGCGCUGCUCUAAGAGAACACUGAGGAAAAUCUGACCCUAUAAAACGCAGUCAACACCAAACAAAAGGAAAGCUUGUGUGGUGGAGCACAGUCCUUUUCUCACUAUUUCUGAAAGCUCUAUCUACCCAACCAAGGACGUGUCUGUCUUUCCGGUGAAGGUUAAUUUUGUAAAAGUUUUUCCAAAACUUCUUUAAUACAAGGCUUGGAAAACUGAGCAUUCUGAAUUUCUUCCAGUCCUCUGGGCAUCACUCCUGUUCCCUCUGCUGUGUCAGCGAGGCAUUCCAAGGCUGCCUUCUGUCAUCUCAACACACACAUACUUCACAGUGACCUUACAUCAGGUGGACCUGAGCUUGCAAAUGUAAAAGCAAUUGUAUGUGCAUGUACACUGAUGGUGUGGGAGAAUAAAAGCUGUGUACCCUCGAUUGGAACCUUUCAUUCAAAUUCAGCAAUUCAGAUGUACAUACUUCUGUAGUAUGAUUAGUAUUUUCACUGAAAGUUUGAUGAUCUAAGCUUGAAUAUAUUUCCUCGCAGUCCAUUAAUUGGCCUUUUAUCCUUUACCUGGGGAUCAUUAUGGCUGCAAUAAUUCAUUCAUGUUUUCUUCACAUAGCUUCUUUAAGGUUUUCUGCAGUGACUCAGGUUCUGCCUUCUGUGUGUGGGAGAUCUUUCUUCUUUUCUGCUUCCUAAUAAUUAUUUGAUGAGAAAUCCAGUGUAUUGACUGUCACCGAGACACAAUACAUGUCUUAAGGUGUGGAGAGGGGUGGUGACCAAAUGUUACCUGUUUUCCUGCUGUUGAUUGCUACUUUCAAAUUAAAUCAUGCUUUUUCACUUUCAGUUGGAGUCAACAAAUUUGGGAUAUUUGAAGGGGGAAAAGGGAGCUAUUUGUGUAACAGCGCUGUCAUAUUUGGCUACAUAUUAAACAUAAUAAAUGAGCAUUUUGUUUUAAUUUCUCAA